Cucurbita pepo subsp. pepo (vegetable marrow) is the source of this 788-nucleotide messenger RNA. RefSeq lists its product as uncharacterized. Gene Ontology annotation, cellular component: plasma membrane. Lineage: Eukaryota; Viridiplantae; Streptophyta; Magnoliopsida; Cucurbitales; Cucurbitaceae. The record is from RefSeq and is a predicted model, not a curated record.
UUCAGAAGCCAAGCCACAAUUAUGGAUCCUCAAGCAUUGUUUUGCUUCACUUUGAUCUCCAUUGCCUUCGCCGUUGCCGGAGCUCAGCCCCCCUCCAGUCCCCCCACCGCCACCCUCCUCCCGCCACUCCUCCUCCAGUAUCAUCUCCCCCACCUGCCACUCCCCCUCCGGCUUCCCCACCUCCAGCCACUCCCCCUCCGGCUUCCCCACCUCCAGCCACUCCUCCUCCAGCUUCCCCACCUCCUGCCACUCCUCCUCCGGCAUCCCCACCACCAGCCACUCCUCCUCCAGCUUCCCCACCGCCGGCCACUCCUCCUCCAGCUUCCCCACCACCGGCAACCCCACCACCAGCCACUCCACCUCCUACACCACUGGCAUCACCACCAGCGGCGGUUCCGGCUCCUGCACCCAGUAAGAAGAAGUUGAAGGCGGCUCCGGGUCCGGCCCCAGUUUCGAGCCCGCCGAUGCCGUCGGCGGAGGGUCCAGGACCCGCCGGCCCAGAAUCUCCUACCCCAUCUCAGAACGACAAUAGUGGAGUGGAGAAAAGUUGGAGAAAGGAGACAAUGGUGGGGAGCAUGUUGAUUGGAAUGGGAUAUGUAUUGAUGAUGGCUUAGAUUUCUUCCUUUUUUUUUUAUGCUGUCUAUGUUGGGUUUUCAUUAAUCUUCAUUUUGCCUGUUCCUUAUUUCAUUUCAUUUUGAUUAUUAUUAUUAUUAUUAUUAUUAUUAUUAGCCCAUUUCUUGUUUGGGACUUUUGAUCUCCAUAUAUAUAAUACCCAUUUGCUUCGGUUA